Molecule: messenger RNA, 506 nt
Organism: Lactuca saligna
Lineage: Eukaryota; Viridiplantae; Streptophyta; Magnoliopsida; Asterales; Asteraceae
Source: the annotation of a GenBank genome assembly
AUGCGCCUCUUCACCUCACAUCUAAUCGGAGAAAAUGGAGGGUGCGGCGAAUCGGCGGAGGGAAGUAGACGGCGGCAACCGUGCUUUGGGCUCAGUUAUCGAUCUGCUCUGCCUCUCAUCAGGCGUCGUCGCCUCUUCCUUGUUGCAAUCAGGACGAUUAUUCAGGCCGUUAUAGAUGCGAUACACACCAAUAUUCGAAGAUCAUUCUCAAACAGAAUAUAUUACCCUUCAAGACACAUCAAAACCAAUAUGGGAAAGCAGGGCUACAUCCCCUGUGAUCGAGCGUAUACCAACAUCCAAGUUCAAGUUAAAAUUAAAAUAUGGGGGUUACUUUCGGCUAAUGAAGAACAGUUGUAGGCAAAUAUAUUAUUUUGGCUCUCAAAAAUGUAUCCACAUAGACACAGUUUUAUACAAGUUAAGUCAACUACACGAAGAAGUGAUAAAGCAUUAUUCAUCAAUGAGCAACCCAAAAUUUUCUAUUCUUUAUGUUGACAAGUAUGCACCAG